Molecule: messenger RNA, 2679 nt
Organism: Fusarium mangiferae
Lineage: Eukaryota; Fungi; Ascomycota; Sordariomycetes; Hypocreales; Nectriaceae
Exons: 15
Coding region: 1-2679 (892 amino acids)
Source: RefSeq, a predicted model, not a curated record
AUGCCCUCAAUUGAUGCCGACACGCCACUUCCCUCAACUGAGGGUAUCACGGAAACUAACUCCAGUCCACCUUCCAACAGGCACCGCACUCCUUCUGUCUCUCUUACCCCACCUGGCAGGACCAGGGAAGAGUCUCAUGGGCUUGCAUCUGCCAUCCACAACAUUCGUCUCUCCGACACAAAUGGACACGCAUCUCUCUCGCCCGAACCAAGACGCUCUAGAAAUGGUACUCCCCGAAGACGGCGUUCAAGCACUGGGGCUGUUCAGCAGCAUGAUGUCGCUGACGAAGAACUCCCUGAUGAUGUAUUUCAUUCUCCCGAGUUUCAGGGGGCUUUUCGAGAUGCCAAGCAGCUAAUGUCCAACGUUCAAUCUGUGCUGGGAAGCUCAAAUGUUCACGAAGGGUCUGAGUCGACCAUGCGAAAGCUUCACGAAGAGGCUGGCAAGCUCGCGGCGUUUGAGUACCCAGCAACUCGUACCGUUGGAUUCGUAGGCGACUCUGGUGUUGUAGUAGGCAAAAGUAGUCUGCUCAAUUCACUCCUCGACACAAAAGGGCUUGCCAGGACUAGCAAUAAUGGAGAAGCUUGUACCUGUGUUGUGACAGAGUACCGUUAUCACAAUCUUGACACGCUGGGCAUUCGAGUCAAUCUGUUCUCGAUGGAAGAACUCCAAGAUCAACUCGGUAGACUGCUCCAAGUUUAUCGCACGUUUGAACUUCAUCAAGAUGAGAUUAAUGAUGCCGCUGAACGUCAAGACAUGGAGGCAAAUGUCAAGGUGGCCAAGGAUACGUUUCGAGCCAUGUUUCGCGGUCGACUGACUGAUGAGGCAUUUCUGAUUCGUCAGACAUACGAGGAUGUGCUCGAAAGACUGACUAGCUGGGCAUCUGAUGCAAGGCCGCCUUUGAGGACUUGGACAGGUCUCUCGCCGCAAGCUUGCUCCGAUGUUUUGAUGGAGCUCUCUUCUGAGCCGGCAUCCAGAGAUUCUCCAGCGACGUGGCCCUACAUCCGAAGCAUCAAGGUCUUUUUGAAUGCGCAUAUCCUCAGUCGAGGCCUGAUUCUCGUGGAUCUACCCGGCCUUCGCGAUCUCAACUCUGCUCGAAGGAACAUCACCGAACGCUAUCUCCUGGAGUGCAACGAGAUCUUUGCAAUCUGCAACAUUGGGCGCGCAGCCACUGACGAGGGUGUUCAUCAAGUUUUUGACUUGGCUGACCGCGCUCGUCUGUCGAAUGUCGGCAUUGUCUGUACUCGAUCUGAUGUGGCAUAUGUGAAUUCGCUGACCUUUCAGGACAUCGACCCCGAGGAGUCAAUCAGAGACUGGCCAGGCAGAAGGGCAAGACAUAUUGAGCAGCUGUUGGAGCAUAUCGAAACGGCCACCAAGGAGAUAGAGGAAUUGCAGGCAGAAAUCGAGGAUUUUGGGGCGAGUGAUCUAUCUGAACAAGAAAGACAGGAAUUUGCAGAAUGCUUGGAGGAGCAACGACAAGCAAGCACGCGCAAACAAAACUACGAGUUUGAACUCAAAUCAUAUUUGAUCACAAACCGCAAUCAGAUCAUCACCGAUUCACUCAACACCACCUACGCCGGCCGCGUGACACCCUCCAGAGUCUUUUGCGUGAGCAACACAAUCUACUGGCAGAACAGAACUGCCAGAAAGUCAGAGGCCAAAAGACAUCUCGACCUCAGUGGCAUCCUGCAAGUUCGAAAACACUGCAUCUCGAUUGUCGCAAACAGCCAACGGCGCAUCGCUACACAAUACAUGAAAGACCAUAUCCCUGCGUUGCUUGCUGACAUUGAGCUCUGGGUCCAAUCUGGAGCUCGGACUGCGAGUGAAGAACGUCGCGAGGCGCUCUGCCAAACCCUAGACAGUGUUGAGCGUCGUCUGAGGAAGGACUUUACAUCGCGAGCUUUUAGUCGUCUAGCAAGAGGAUACAACGAAGACUUUGCGGAAUACGUUUGGAAUAAUCGUCACGUUUCUUCAUGGAGCCGGUCAGCCAAAAGUGCAAGCCAAGAUUGGGCAGGGAUUCAGUGGCAUCACAUCGGAUCACGAAAUUGGAACGAGGAGGCCAUGGAUGAUAUGGUUACUGAUCUUGAAGGGCCUUGGGAGGGAAUGUGUGGCGCUAUACAGGAACGACAGUCGAGUAUGCUCGAGAAUGCCGACGAAUUCGCAGACAUGGCUGUCGAGAGACUUGAAGAGCAUGAUUCCGUCGAUUCUUUAACUCGAGCUCUUGAAAACCGCCAGAAUAUGUUCCUGGCUGCUAUCGAGAAAGUCAAUGAAGACUUUGACAACGAUCUCCGAAUCCUCCGCAUCGAGUCACUUUCCGCCCUUCGAAGCUCACUCUUCGGGAAGUCAAUGGAGCCCUUCUACAACAGGUGCAACGCCGAAUCUGGCCGAGGAAGUGAUGCUCGUCGAAAGGCAAUCAUCAGAGGAGCUUUGAGCGAUCAAGAUUUGUUCACCAAGCUCAUGGGAAGCCUCAAAGAUAGUUUCAAGGCCAAUUCAGAGGCCACCCAGGCAAAGAUACAGGAAGCAACCGUGGAGUAUCUGCGCGUUAUUGAGCAACGAUUUGAUCUCGUGCGGAGUGAGAACGUCGCCCGGGAAAGCGAGCAGGAUCCAGACUUUCGACUCCGGGUUGAGCAUAUUGCGCGAGCUGGAAGGGAGACUAUGCAGAGGGUUCACCAAGUUAUCUGA